UGGCAGGAGAGGACACACCUCAGCUACCUGCGACUACAAAGACGGAGGAGACUGUCUUGCAUUUUACCUUUGGAUGCUUUUCUCACAGUUUUCCAGUUCGGUUACUGAAUUAUAGAGAAAGAUGAGCACUUUAAACAGACGGAUCCAAGACUACAUGCUGGAGAGGAAAAGGCGGCGGACCAGAUUAGUAACUAAAGAUGGCCGCUGUAACAUUGAGUACGGGAACAUCAAGUACAGCACCCACUUUGCCUUCCUGGUUGACUUCUGGACCACCUUUGUAGAGAUCCGGUGGCGUUUCGUCCUCAUAAUUUUCAUCGCGUCUUUCACUCUCAGCUGGUUUAUCUUCGGCCUGCUGUGGUACUGGAUUGCUCGGAGCAACGGAGAUCUGACAUGGCAAGAGCCCCCUUCAGAUCACAGUGCGUGCGUUGAUAAUGUUGUUGGACUUACCACUGCCUUCCUGUACUCGCUUGAAACCCAGACAACUAUCGGGUAUGGCGGUCGAGCGAUCACUCCUGAAUGCCCCGGCGCCGUGGCCCUUAUCAUCAUCCAGUCCCUUCUUGGAGCAGUUAUAAACUGCUUCAUGUGUGGAAUCAUUCUGUCCAAGAUCUCCUUACCUAAAAAGAGGGCGAAGACCAUCACGUUUAGUGAGAUGGCUGUGAUCAGUCCAAGAAACGGUUCUCUCUGCCUGUCCAUCAGAGUGGCCAACCUUCGCAAGACCCUGAUGAUUGGCAGCCAGAUCUAUGGCAAGCUGCUGAGAACGACAACCACGCCAGAUGGCGAGACAAUCAUCAUGGAUCAAGUGAAUAUUGACUUCAUGGUAGAUGCAGGGAAGGACAACCUCUUCUUUGUUACUCCUCUCACGCUGCAUCACGUCAUUGACAAGAGCAGCCCCUUCUUCGACAUGGCGGUGGACACCCUGCACGAGACAGAGUUUGAGCUUGUGGUUUUUCUAGACGGCACGGCGGAGUCCACAAGCUCUUCCUGCCAGGUGCGCACCUCCUUCAUUCCCCAGGAGAUCAUGUGGGGCUACAGCUUCUUGCCGAUCAUCUCGAGAAGCAAAGAGGGCAAAUACAGAGUCGAUUUCUCCAACUUCUCCAAAGUGGUGCCAGUGGCGACAGCACACUGUGCAUACUGUUACCACAACAUCAAAGGACACCAUCUCCAUUCCAGAGAAGGACAUGACAACCCGGGCUUUGAGGUGAUUGAAAUUGACAAUCCCCCUAACGUCACCAAGAUGUGAAGCACUGACUGGAUUCCUAAAUGACAGUUGCUGGAGGCCCACCUGGAUGACCCAGAGGCACCCAGAUUAACGGCCUCGGAUUUAAACUCGAGGCUGAUAAACCAAUUGAUAUGUUACUCUUUUGUAUCCCCCACAGAUAAGAAAUGUGUGGGUGUCAAGGCACUCAGCUCAUUGUGAGUCUUAUGCGUCUGUAUGUAAAACCACACCUGUCAUUGUCUACUGAUGAAAAACCUGUUUUCAGAUUGGAGGUCAUGUCGUGCUGGCUGAUGAAGCGUAGUUAAUUAACACAAAGCUUCGCUCUCAUUGGUGAAAUUUAAAUGAAGAUAUGUGGACUUUGUUUUGUUUCACCUUUGGCAUUACGCAAGAUCUUUGCGUCUUUCGUUUCAUAUGCUAAACUGUUCAGAUACAGGCACUAGCCACGGGCUGGCCUCCCAGGCCCAUUUGUUAAAACUGUGAAUGGUGUGUUCAUGUUUUCUUCACAAAUGUACAUAUUAUGAGGGAACUUGUCUCUCAGGAAAUGCUGAACUUGGCUGCAUGCAGCAAACUCAAUUAUGUUUGUUAUUGUCUUUUUUAAUAGUUUUUGUUCCCUCAGGGGUAAAUAUUUACACAAAAAUAAACUUUAUUUUUGC
Molecule: messenger RNA, 1869 nt
Organism: Fundulus heteroclitus (mummichog)
Lineage: Eukaryota; Metazoa; Chordata; Actinopteri; Cyprinodontiformes; Fundulidae
Gene: kcnj1a.1
Product: potassium inwardly rectifying channel subfamily J member 1a, tandem duplicate 1
Exons: 2
Coding region: 122-1240 (372 amino acids)
Biological process (GO): potassium ion import across plasma membrane; regulation of monoatomic ion transmembrane transport
Cellular component (GO): plasma membrane
Molecular function (GO): ATP-activated inward rectifier potassium channel activity
Source: RefSeq, a predicted model, not a curated record